This is a messenger RNA of Hypanus sabinus (Atlantic stingray), 4016 nucleotides long. RefSeq names its product arachidonate 12-lipoxygenase (gene alox12). Lineage: Eukaryota; Metazoa; Chordata; Chondrichthyes; Myliobatiformes; Dasyatidae. Gene Ontology annotation, molecular function: protein binding; iron ion binding; arachidonate 15-lipoxygenase activity. The coding region runs from base 68 to 2083 and encodes 671 amino acids. The transcript is spliced from 14 exons. The record is from RefSeq and is a predicted model, not a curated record. Gene Ontology annotation, biological process: linoleic acid metabolic process; lipid oxidation.
GCCGCCCCUGCCUUGCAAAGUAUUUCUCUGCAACUGGGCUCCGAGUUUCCGUACCUCGACAGGAGAGAUGGUCACCUACAGGGUCACGGUAGCCACUGGAACGUCAGACUACUCGGGAACCAACGACUACGUCUAUGUCACUCUAGUGGGAGAGAGGGGGUCCAGCAAGAGAACUCUCCUCGACAAGUGGCUGUACAAUGACCUGGAGAGGGGGAGCGUGGAUGAAUACGAGGUGGAGAGUGAGAAGGACCUGGGUUGCAUCUGGUGGGUGCAACUGGACAAGGAGAAGUUCCUGGUGGAGGACAAUUGGUUCUGCCGCUACGUGAUGGUGCGGCCGCCUUCGGGAGAGAGCCUCGUCUUCCCCUGCUACAGAUGGUUGUGCCACAAUGACAGCGUCUGCCUCCGGGAAGGAGCAGCUAAGCGACCCACUGAUGACACACUACCCGUCUUUCGGUCGCAUCGUCAGAGGGAGCUCCAGGACAGGCAGAAGCUGUACAGGUGGAAGGUUUGGAAGACUGGCGUCAGCAAGUGCAUUGAUGCUGAAACUGAGGAGGACCUGCACCCGGACAUCAAGUUCGACAAUGACAAACGUGCCGACUUUGAGAACUCCCUGCACUUGGCUUUAGGGGAACUGUUCCUGAAGAAGUUUGUGAAUAUGUUCGGAAACUCAUGGGACAGUCUGGAGAGCUUUCAGAGGAUAUUCUGGAGAGUCAAGAGUGCCGUAGGAGUCUUUGUGGUAAAGCAUUGGAAGGAAGACUGGUUCUUUGGGUACCAGUUCAAAAAUGGUUGCAAUCCCUGCUUGAUCGAGAGGUGCACAGAGAUUCCAAAGAAAUUCCCUGUGACAGACACCAUGAUCAACCAGUUCCUCGGUGGCUCUACACUGGCACAGGAAAUGAAGAAGGGAAACAUUUACAUCGUGGACUACAAGAUCUUGGAUGGAACUGUUGGAAAUGUGAUUAAGGGGAAUCAACAAUACGUGGCAGCCCCCCUCUGCCUGUUGUUCCAGGACCCCCAGAACAGGCUGAUGCCUCUAGCCAUCCAGCUUGGCCAGCACCCUGGGCCCAACAAUCCCAUCUUCCUGCCCUCGGAUCAGGAGAACCUCUGGCUGCUGGCCAAGAUCUGGGUGCGGAGCUCCGAUUUCCAGCUGCAUCAGGUCGGCUUCCACCUGUGUGGGACUCACCUGCUGGGGGAGGUGUUCUGCAUCGCCACAUUGAGGCAGCUUCCUGCCGUGCACCCCAUCUUCAAGCUUCUGACUCCACAUACAAGAUACACAUUGGAGAUAAACACAAGGGCCAGAAACGAGCUCCUGGGCAAGCACGGUGUCAUUGCCAGAGUAGUGGCCUCGGGCGGCCCUGGCUUGGAUGCAGUUGCCCAGAGGGCCUUUAAGUCAUUCACCUACAGGUCCAUAUGUUUCCCUGACAACUUGGAGGACCGAGGAGUGCAGGGGCUGAAGGAAUACUUCUACCAGGCUGAUGGAAUCCAAAUCUGGGCUGCCAUCAGCAAGUACGUGAAGAACAUCAUGGGGCUGUACUACAAGAGUGACUGCGACGUACUUGAAGACAUGGAGUUGCAGGCUUGGCUGAAGGAUGUGGUCCAAGAGGGAUUUGCAGAGCUUCCUGAAUUUGUUUCAGGAAUGCCGACGAGCUUUAAGACCAGGGAGGUGCUGUUCAAAUUCCUCACCAUGGUGAUUUUCACCUGCUCGGCCCAACACGCUGCAGUGAACAAUGGCCAGUACGAUUGGAGUUGCUGGGUGCCAAACUCGCCUUGCACCAUGAGGAAGCCUCCACCCACCUCCAAGGAGGACCACUCAAUCGAGCAGCUCAUGGACACGCUACCCGAUAUGAGUCAGUCCGCUAUACAGAUGGCAUUCACGUGGCACCUGGGUCGGCCUUUACCCAACAAGAUCCUCCUGGGCUUUUUCGAGGAGGAGUACUUCACCGAGCCGGAUGCUAAGAAAAUCAUAGCGAAGUUCCAGCAGGAUCUGAAGGAGAUUGAGCGACAGAUUGAGGCCCGAAACCAGAACCUCGAACUCAAGUACCAAUAUGUGCAGCCUACUAACAUCGAGAACAGCAUUAGUAUUUGAGAUCGACCCUCACCAAGUCCCAGUCACUCACGACUGGGACCCUUCCCACAUCUCACCCGCUCGCCAGAGAUCCUCUGCACAUCCCAGUCACUCACAAUAGAGACCCUGCCAUGUCCCAAUCGCUCACCUCUGGGACCCCUCCCACAUCCCAGCCACACACCAGAGAUCAUCCCCAUGUCCCAAUCGCUCACCUCUGGGACCCUGCUCACGUCCCACCUACUCACUACUGGGACCCUUCCCACACCCCAACCACUCACAAUAGAGACACUGCCAUGUCCCAAUCACUCACCAUUGAGACCUUCCACAUGUUCCACCUACUCACCACUGGGACCCUUCCCACACCCCAACCACUGGAACCUCUAGUCCUGGUGGAUAAGAGGAGAGUACCCCUUCACUUCCUAGGUUCUGUGUUUCGGAGUGUCACCUUUCAACCUAAGCUGAUGGAUUCUAGUUGUAAUCUCACUCCAGCUGAGGAGGAUGCUCUCAUACGUUUGUAUGCCUCUGUAAGAUCUCCCCUCAUUCUACACUCCAGGGAAUAGUGUGAAUGUAUUCAACCUUUCCCUAUACCUCGGGGAAAGUAAAUAUAUUCAGCAUUUACACAUGGUGGUUUGUGUAAUACUGUUACAGUGCCACUGUCUGUAAGGAGUCUGUACCUCUGGCCCUUGACCACGUGGGUAUCCUCCAGCCGCUUCAGGUUCCUUUUCCUCCAUGCUCCAAGGACAUUCCGGACCUCCUCAGAAGACUCCUUCCAGCUUGUAAGAUAUGAGCCGCCCUGCACAGUGCCAUCCUGACUAUCCCAAAUAAAUCUAUGCUGUUCCAAUUCCGAGUAGAAUCUACCCCUUAAGAUUUUCUCUAAUCAUAUCCCUACCACUUAUAGAAGGCUAUACUUUCCUUAUAUUCCAUCUGAGUAGCCUCCAACCUGAUGGCAUGAACAUCAAUUUCUUGAACUUCCAGCGACUGCCCUCCCUGUCCUUCACCACUCCUUACUCCUGGUUCCCUCUCUCACCUUUUCUUCUUACCUGCCCAUCUCCUCUCUCUACUGCUCCUCCCAUUUCCUUUUCUUCCAUGACCUUCUGUCCUCUCCUACUAGAUUCUCCCUUUCUCCAGCCCUUUAUCUCUUCCACCAGUCAACUUCGCAUCUCUUCACUUCACCAGCCCCCAGUUUCACCUAUCAACCUCCACCUUGUGCUUCUUCCUCCCAUUCACUCCACCUUUUAUUCCGUCUUCUCCCCUUCCUUUCCAAUCCCGAAGAAGGAUCUCAGCUUGAAACAUCAACUGUGCACUCUUCCAUACACACUGCCUGACCUGCUGAGUUUCUCCAUGAUUUUGUGUAUGUUGCUUUGGAUUUCUAGCAUCUGCAGAUUUUUUUGUUGUGUUUAUAAGACUGUAAUUUCCUGUUUUGCCUCAAUUAAAUAGAAGAAAAAGCUUGCGAUUCAAGCUUUGGGAUUAUGGAUUAAGGAUCAAUGUUAAAGGCUAGGAUUUGUGGUUAGAUGUAGGAGUUGCUGGAGCUGGGAUCAGCCAGUUCUUCAGAGAGGUUAACAUUAGGGUUAGAGUCGUGGUAGUGAAACUUUCCCAGUCUCGUACUGAUGAUCUGACUUUUCACUACGCCCAUAGUAACAUUGGUUGAAGACAAUAUGCUGUUAGUACCUUCUGGUUUCAUUCUGUGUCAUACCAAAUUUUUAAAGCUCUUUAAAUCGCAUCCUUCAUUAAGUUUUUUGUCAGUGAUGAGAUAAUUAAUCCCUUGCACUUACAAAAUGAGUUGUGUAAUGUGACCAGAUCUCUCAAAGACCUUUUUAUUAAGAUUACUAUAGAUCUUCGUAACCUUCCAAUAAUCCCUGUUAUUGAUUGAAGAAUGCAUAUUAUCAUUAUUAUUUUAAAAUUAAUGUCAUUUCCUUUCAUUAUUGUUGAUAGCCAAUAAAACACAAUUCUCCAA